This is a messenger RNA of Symbiodinium necroappetens, 692 nucleotides long. The record is from the annotation of a GenBank genome assembly. Lineage: Eukaryota; Dinophyceae; Suessiales; Symbiodiniaceae.
AUGGCUGCUCUGGCGAGCAAAGGCUACUGUGUGAUCCAAACUAGCUUGAGCGACGAGGAGCGUGAAGCUGCUUGGAGGAGUGCGCAGGAGCAGGACAGAUAUUUCUUUCGCAUGAAGCAAGAGGUGGAGACUGGCUACAUGGGCUUUGAAUCCAACAACAAGGUCGCCUGGCUGAAGGAGCGGCGAGAGGAGCAAUCAAACCCGGAUGGUCUGAACUAUCCGGAGGAUGAAGAACUCGACAACAAAGCCUUCGAUGGCAGUGAAAAGCUCUUCACGGACCUGGCGACAGCAAUUGCGCCUUUGACACCCACGCUGGGUGUCAGCUUUAGCUACAUCAUGAACCCUCUCCUGCGAGUGUCAAUGACCAAGAACGAGGAGGAGGAUUACCUGCCCGAGUCUGUCCGGGACAUGAUGCAAGAUCCGGAUUCGGGUUGGACGGUUCCAGUUCAGGAGUACCUCUUCUUCUCUCGACGAAGAAGGCUGUGCGUGAUGCAUCUCAUUGAGGCCGAGGGAGGUGAGGUGUGGUUUUACCCGAAGGAUGGUUCCUUCCUAUCCGGUGGCAAGCGGAGCAUGCGAGUUCCAGCUGCUCCGAACAAGCUCCUGAUUUUCCGCCACGACAUAAUGGAUUAUUCCUUCCAGGCCGUUGGCCGGAGCUUGGCACUUCAGGCUUGGCUCAUGCAGGACAUCGGCAA